GUGAAUGACGUGAACAGCGAAGUGAAGGCUGAAUAGAUAGACAACGUGUUGCUGUCGGAGCAAUACUGGUCCCCAAAUCACUCGCUAUUCACUUGUUUUCCAGUUUUGUUCAAAGUUUAUGUAAUUCUCGUUUCAUAUUUCACACCAGAAUCUCAUAUAAAUAGUUUGCUUGUAGCUUUCAAUCAUUUAAUUGAUUUUCAUUAUACAGUACUCAUUAAUAAGUUAACCAAACAGUUAGCCAUAAUGUCCAGCAAGCCUAAAGUGAUCAACUUCUCACCCGGACCAGCUAAGCUGCCACACGAGAUCCUUAAGAAAGCUCAAGAAGAACUCAUUCAUUAUGAAAACACUGAGAUGAGCCACAGAUCAGCUGAAUUUGAAGCGAUUGUCAAAAAUGUACAAAAAUUAUUGACAGAAUUGAUGAGAAUUCCAGACAAUUACAGUAUACUAUUAAUGCACGGCUCAGGCACCGGACAGUUCGCUUCUCUUCCCUUGAAUCUAAUCUCCGGUCUAAAGGACGGCUCACUCGUUAACUACUUAGUGACGGGCGCCUGGAGUGACAAAUCGGCCAAAGAGGCCCAAAAGUAUACGACUGUCAAUACAGUGACCCCUAAACUGAAGGAAUACUUCGAGAUUCCCAAUAAAAGUGAGUGGAAACUGGACUCAAACGCCAAAUACUUCUUCUACACCGACAACGAGACCAUUCAUGGCAUAGAAUUCCCAUACAUUCCCGAAUCGUUGCCAAACGUGCCGUUAGUGUGCGAUAUGACCUCCAACUUCCUCACCCGACCCAUCGAUAUCAAGAAGUACGGGGCAGUGGUUGCGGGCACACAGAAGAACUGCGGAAUCGCCGGUUUGGCUAUCGUUUGCCAAACGUGCCUGUGCGAUAUGACCUCCAACUUCCUCACCCGACCCAUCGAUAUCAAGAAGUACGGGGCAGUGGUUGCGGGCACACAGAAGAACUGCGGAAUCGCCGGUUUGGCUAUCGUCGUGGUCCGCAAGGAUCUCAUCGGAAAGGCUAUGGAUGUCUGUCCAUCGAUUCUCAACUACAAGAUUAUGGACGACAAUAACUCUCUGUACAACACACCACCCGUUUAUCCUAUAUAUAUGUGUGGACUGUAUCUGCAAUGGAUUAAAGACAACGGAGGUCUGGAGGCUAUGUCCCGACGCAGUGACGAGAGAUGCAAAUUGAUAUACGACACCAUCGAUCAGUCCAACGGCUUCUACUACUCGCCCAUUAAGCCUAACUCUCGGAGUCGCGUAAACAUCCCGUUCCGAGUGGGCGGUCAGACCGGGAACGCCGACCUCGAGGCGCGGUUCGUGGCCGAGUCCAAGGCUAAGGGCAUGAUUCAACUGAAGGGUCACCGAUCGGUCGGUGGCAUCAGAGCCUCGCUCUUCAACGCCAUGACUGUGGAGGAGACGAAGGUUUUGAGACAAUUCAUGAUUGACUUCCAGAAAGCCAACCAAAAGUGAUUGAAAACUUCUAUUUAAUCACUAUUUUCUCAUUUUUAUUAUUAGAAGUUUUUGUUUUAUAUAUUUUGUUAGAAUUUCUCUUUUGAGACGUUUUAUACAUUUCUCUGAAAACAUUAAUCCAUAGAAAAAAUAAAAAUUCAAUUCAUAUACAGUAAUUAAAAGACAAUUUCAAAUUUAUCCUAGAUCCUUC
This is a messenger RNA of Oppiella nova, 1660 nucleotides long. Lineage: Eukaryota; Metazoa; Arthropoda; Arachnida; Sarcoptiformes; Oppiidae. The record is from the annotation of a GenBank genome assembly.